AUGGACGCAAGAGGAAGCGCAUACUACCUCGUCUCCUGGGUUGGCUUCGAACGCUUGACGUGGCAACCGGCUGCCGAUUUGCCUCAAGACACGCUGAUGCGCUUCGAAGCGCAAGAGCUAGGGACCGCGUGGCCUGUUGAUUACAGAGCCGAAAUCCCAGUAGGUGCGGACGCAGGAAUGGGUGGAGGAGGUAGAGGAGUCGACAUUGUCAUCCAGAACAAUUCAGAAGCGAUGGCAGGGUGUGCACCACAAGCGACUUCG
Messenger RNA from Phytophthora nicotianae INRA-310, 261 nucleotides. RefSeq lists its product as hypothetical. NCBI's taxonomy places the organism in Eukaryota, Oomycota, Peronosporomycetes, Peronosporales, Peronosporaceae. The record is from RefSeq and is a predicted model, not a curated record. The transcript has 2 exons. The annotation marks the transcript as partial.